This is a messenger RNA of Cooperia oncophora, 348 nucleotides long. The record is from the annotation of a GenBank genome assembly. Lineage: Eukaryota; Metazoa; Nematoda; Chromadorea; Rhabditida; Trichostrongylidae.
AUGUCAGGUGCAAGUCUUGUGGUGGUGGAAAAAUGUUCCGAUGUUACUGGACUACCGGACCGAGUGGAAAUCUUCAAUCAGGGUACUAUUCUCGGACGAAAUGGUUGCGCCAAAAUCAUUGAACGGAUAUCCCCCGAAAUAACAACCUGUAUCAUAGCAUCGUUACUCGGUGAGCAGAGAAUUCUAUUGGCGGAUCGUACAGUAUGUGCCGUAUCGAAGUUGGUCCAGUCUAUGGAGGCUCUUAUUCAACCAUUUUGUUGGCCUCAUGUUUUCAUACCUGCCGUACCAGAUAAUCUUAUCGAUUUAUGUCACAAUCCCACACCUUACCUCAUGGGUAUUUUAAGGUAA